Messenger RNA from Cicer arietinum (chickpea), 1363 nucleotides. Its product is annotated as COP9 signalosome complex subunit 7. Gene Ontology annotation, biological process: COP9 signalosome assembly. The record is from RefSeq and is a predicted model, not a curated record. Gene Ontology annotation, cellular component: COP9 signalosome. NCBI's taxonomy places the organism in Eukaryota, Viridiplantae, Streptophyta, Magnoliopsida, Fabales, Fabaceae.
AAAUAUUUAAGAAAAUGUUGAGAAAAACAUCUUUACCACGAGAUCCUUCAUCUGUUAUACACAAGCUCUCUUCUCACUACCAAAAGCUCUUUCAAACAGUUAUUGAAAUCCUCAACCGUAAUUGAAACCCUAAACCUAAAACCCUUUCGAUUUUUUCCCUCAAUCGAAUCGAUUCUCCCUUCGAAAAUCCUUGUUCGUUCACCAUUUUUGAAGAUGGACAUCGAGCAGAGGCAAUCGGAGCUCAUCGAUCACUUCGUCAAACAAGCCUCUGCUGUAUCCAAUGCUCCCUCACUCGCUUCCGUCAUUGUCGAAGCAACCUCGAACCCUUUACUCUUCGCUUUCUCUGAGAUUCUCGCCCUCCCCAAUGUUCUUCAGCUGGAAGCAACUGAUAAUUCUGUCUACCUUGAUUUGCUUCGUCUGUUUGCUCAUGGAAUAUGGAGCGACUACAAGAGUAACUCUGACCGCCUUCCGCAAUUGACACCUGAUCAGAUUCUCAAGCUUAAGCAACUUACAGUUCUUACCCUCGCUGAGACAUAUAAGGUACUACCCUAUGACCAAUUGAUGCAGGAGCUAGAUGUGACAAAUGUUCGUGAGCUUGAAGAUUUUCUAAUUAAUGAGUGCAUGUAUGCGGGAAUAGUCAGAGGGAAGCUGGAUCAGUUGCGACGAUGCUUUGAGGUCCAAUUUGCAGCAGGUAGGGACUUGAGGCCUGGUCAGCUGGGGAAUAUGAUACAGACACUCUCCAACUGGUUAUCUACAUCGGAAAAUAUGCUUGUUUCAAUUCAAGAUAAGAUAAAAUGGGCUGAUGCAAUGAGUGAAAUUGACAAGAAGCACAGGAAGGAUGUGGAAGAGAAGGUUGAAGAAGUAAAGAAGUCCCUUUUCAAGAAGUUACACACUGUAAGCAGGCCGACAUCGACUUCAGAGGGCAUGAGGAGAUCUGCUCUGAAUCUGGUGGAGUGAUGGAUUAUGAAGAAGAUCGAAGCCGACCGAAGAGGAGGCGGCAUCCGAUAUCUUGAGGAUUGUAGUAGAUAAAGGAGCUCAAUGAAUUGGGUGUUUUAGUUGCUUGCCCGACUUUUAUUCAUGGCAUGCGUCAACUGAGAAUAUCAGCUUUUGGAGACAAGUAAAUCUCACAUCCAUACUGCACUUGUCUGUCACCCCACAAAGCUGAGAUAGGAACAAGGAACAAAAAGGAACACCUUUUAUUUCUUUGAGGUUGUAUUUUGGAAAUGGAUAGUAUUUCUGGAACCAUUGUUAAUACUUCAUACUGAGUUGGUUAGAACAAGCUAAGGUGGUGGUGGUGCGGCUUUAUUUUUAUGCUAAAAUGCUACAGUUUUCUUUUAUAUUAUGCUUCAUUUAUACUGCCUCA